Messenger RNA from Exophiala bonariae, 1338 nucleotides. RefSeq lists its product as uncharacterized. The transcript has 6 exons. The coding region runs from base 1 to 1338 and encodes 445 amino acids. NCBI's taxonomy places the organism in Eukaryota, Fungi, Ascomycota, Eurotiomycetes, Chaetothyriales, Herpotrichiellaceae. The record is from RefSeq and is a predicted model, not a curated record.
AUGCCGUAUUUUGCCAUCGAAUCUGGUGCUUUCCUUGAAUCCCGACAAAACGAACAUAGUGGCAAACAGCUACCCUCAUUCGAAGCUAUGUCGGCUCGGAGCAAGAUUGAAGCUUUGCGAUUUCAUUACAUGUCGGAAUUGGCAAAAGAAUAUGGCCCCGAAAGCAAAGUCAGGGAACAAACGAAUACUAUACAACUCCCCCAAACCUUGGAUCAAUCACACUUUGCAGCGGACCAGCCGCUCUUGGAACAGGACAUGGAUCAAGUCUUGUAUCGCUACACCGUUAAAAGAGAAAAGGCGAAGGCCAAGCUUCUCAUGGUGAAUCAAUUGUGGCUGUGGAAGAUAGAUAAUCUGGUGGUAACAGCAUUUCCAGAGCCAUGGACCGAUAACAUCGAAAGCACCUUGCGCCACAACUUGGGAGACGCAUACAUCAUCCUGCGCGAAGGUCGAAUUCCCAGACAAGGAGAUGAGGGAAUGGACCCAGAGGACUUUGUAAGUCACAUAAUUCGACAAUGCACAACUAUUUCCGGCCAGCCAGGGUAUGGGGGUUUAGGUGAAACCGAGACCUGGGCGACGAUAUUUUCGAAAAGUAUUUCUGAGCACGGGGCCCUUGAAACACGAAGGUAUAAAGAGUUUGUGGACUAUGUCCACGACAUCAGCAACAACAAUAGCAACCCUGGGCAGUCUAGCGCGCUGUAUGACAUUUACCAGGAGACAGAUGGGUUACGACAAGUCCGAGACGUGAGGGACGAGCUGAAAAUGAUCCGAGCGGUCUGGGAGAAUCAAAAAGCUGUUGAGGACAAACUGGCUUGGAAAUACGCUUACCCAUUAUUGAGUCCGCCAGAUUGGUUUGCCUCGAAUGUUUUGGAUUUCACGAGAUUGGAUGAAGAAGCACAGGGUGUAGAGAAAAGAUUCAAUCAGUUGCUCGAUCUCAAGCAACAGGAAGCCAGCCUGAGCCUUGCUCGAGAGGCCGAUAGACGCGACCGAGACGCGGAGAGGCGCGACAGGGAGAACGAGAAACAGUCCCAGCUGCUCUUCGCCUUCACCGUCAUCACGGUCAUCUUUACACCACUGAACUUCGUCGCGGCUUUCAUGGCCAUUCCGACCAGACAAUUUCCCCAUCAAGGGGACAACGUCAGCUGGAACUGGUGGCAAACGUUCGUCGGCAUGCUCAUCGCGGAGAUUGUUUCCGUACCCACGAUUUGGUUCGCAGUUCAGUCAACACAGUUGCAGGAGCUGUUCAGGGCGAUUUGGGCCAAUCAUGGAAAUGCGGAGGCGCGGCCGGCUGAAGAGGAUGAAGGAUUGCAACCCUCCAAACCCGACAGCAGCCUUGUAUGA